This is a messenger RNA of Diaporthe citri, 390 nucleotides long. RefSeq lists its product as uncharacterized. The coding region runs from base 1 to 390 and encodes 129 amino acids. The record is from RefSeq and is a predicted model, not a curated record. NCBI's taxonomy places the organism in Eukaryota, Fungi, Ascomycota, Sordariomycetes, Diaporthales, Diaporthaceae. The transcript has a single exon.
AUGGCCCCAGGACUCUUUGAACGCAUCCAGUCCAAGAUCGACAUCUGGCGCCUCGAGCAGCGCUACACCCGCCGCCGCAACAGGCGCUCGACCUUUGUCUCCAACGCCAUCUACGUCGACGGCGAGUACAUCUACCAGACCCCCAACACUACUGGCUCGUCCAACAACUCGAACUCCUCCGCCUUCGAGAGUGCCAGCCCAUCACCCACACACGCACAAACCUUUGGCCCAGCAGCAACAGAAGCCCCCACGGCCACCAAGGAGCGCAAGAAGCUGAACCGCUUCAGCUCAAUGCCAGGGUUUGGGUCAAUGGGCAAGAGGGACAGCGUUAUCGCCCCGCCACCUGCAGAUUGGAGGACACAGAGGGCGAGUUUCGACGGCACGAGGUAA